Oncorhynchus gorbuscha (pink salmon) is the source of this 1864-nucleotide messenger RNA. RefSeq names its product gastrula zinc finger protein XlCGF71.1-like. The coding region runs from base 61 to 816 and encodes 251 amino acids. The transcript has 2 exons. The record is from RefSeq and is a predicted model, not a curated record. Gene Ontology annotation, biological process: regulation of transcription by RNA polymerase II; central nervous system development. NCBI's taxonomy places the organism in Eukaryota, Metazoa, Chordata, Actinopteri, Salmoniformes, Salmonidae. Gene Ontology annotation, cellular component: nucleus. Gene Ontology annotation, molecular function: RNA polymerase II cis-regulatory region sequence-specific DNA binding; DNA-binding transcription factor activity, RNA polymerase II-specific.
CCGGAUUCCCAAAGGAAUCUUAAGGCGUCCAAUGGUUCAAAUGAUGAACUUAGCCGUAAGAUGGUUUUGAGAAACCGUUCCCUGAUUAACACUAGAGAGCGAGAUGACGAUCGUGGAUCCUCUGGGGAGCCUCAACAACAUCAUGAAGCUGAAGAGGCAGAGGAGAGUCUCUCUACAUCAGAACAUCUCAAGAAACAGAAGCGCAAACACACAGGGAAGAAAUCUCAUUGCUGCUCUGACUGUGGGAAGAGAUUCACCUCUUCAGCAGACCUCAAAAGACAUCAGAGAAUCCAUACAGGAGAGAAACCUUAUAGCUGUGAUCAAUGUGGAAAGAGUUUUACUGAUCUAAGCAGCCUGAAAAGACACCAGAGAAUUCACACGGGAGAGAAAUCUUAUAGCUGCACUGACUGUGGGAAGAGUUUCAAUGUUCCAAGCAGCCUGAAAACACACCAAAGAAUUCACACGGGAGAGAAACCUUAUAGCUGCACUGACUGUGGGAAGAGUUUCAAUGUUCCAAGCAGCCUGAUUACACACCAAAGAAUUCACACGGGAGAGAAACCUUAUAGCUGUGAUCAAUGUGGGAAGAGUUUUGUUUCAUCUAGCCAGCUGACUGUACACCAGAGACCACACACAGGAGAGAAAUGUUAUAGCUGUGAUCAAUGUGGGAAGAGUUUUGUUUCAUCUAGCAAGCUGACUGCACACCAGAAAACACACACAGGAGAGAAAUUGUAUAGCUGUGAUCAAUGUGGGAAGAGAUACUCUGGUAAAAGAUCUCUGAUUAGACAUCAGAAAAUACAUGAAGGAGUUGUUCCAUGAUAUCAAUAAAAUGUCACAAUGUAGAAUGUUUUAACAUUGUAGUAGGAGUAUCUUAAUGAUGUCACAAUGUAGAACCCUAAAUGUUUGCCCCCUGUUCUAUUGAUUUCAUCAUGAUAUGAAUAUUAGCCUCAUCAGGGGGAAAAUCCAGGCUCUGAAAUGGAAGAAUACUAUUUAUUUGAUAAACAAAAAAGUGAUAAACAAAGUGUUAUGUUAGACUUACCUUGUCGGUGACCCACUUGAAUCAAAAUGGAACACUUCUAAAUACAGCUAGCUGUUUUCUACAAAUCGUCUUCUAACCAGUGAUAUACCCAGAUUCUGUGUGGUUUUUUUUUUAGCUGUUAGUUUUGACAGGACGUGCAAACUUAUCUCGAGCAAAUGAAUUUCAACGAGUGAUGACAAAAAAAGUGUUGCGUUUCUCUUAGUUUUGGGGACCCAGUGUAGCCUACAGUCUUCUGCAAAUGCAAAACAUAAUAAUGUGACUACUGUUGUGUUUUUGUCGUUUCAAUUUGUAAUUUUAGUACAUUUUAUGUUGAAGUUUUCUGCAUAUUGGUUAUUAAUUUGGACAUGUUAAAACUGUGUUUUGACAUUGGGCUCCUCCCACCAAGCAAAAUGUUGUUGAAAAGAUGUUAAAAAUCAGACUAUGCCCGACGUACAAUCUGCGUUUGUUUUGGUUGAAAUUCAAAGUUGAAAAUUUGUGUUUUUGCAGCCUCAUUCAGGCCAAAAGAGUUCAAUCUUGGUUUCAUCAGACCAGAGAGAGAUUUGUUUCAUGUGAUGGAAAUCAUGUUUGUGUUUUUCUAUUUUAACCUGUGUGCUAUUUAUAUUGUAUUUAUAUGCUUUUCUGUAAAGUUUGAGUUUAUUUAUUCUUGCUCACAGAUGAAACUGAAGAAAUGCAGAAUAUGCUAAUAAUUGAAAAACAUAAAACAGCAAGAGUAUUUUAAUGAUGUCACAUUAAAGGGCUCCGGGCAGCCGAGCGGAAAUGGAGGAAAACUCGCCUCCCUGCGGACCUGGCAUCCUUUCACUCCCUCCUCUCUACAUUUUCCUCCUCUGU